GAGACGUGCGGCUCAGGAGGAGGUACCCUGACAGGCCCAACCAGACCGCGGAGGGAGCGAGAAAGGCAAGCCGGGCCUGUACGCCUCUUCCGCCCCGGGCCCGGAAGGGUGAUGUGGCUGGGGUUUCGCCGGCCUCACUAUGUCUGCCAUUUUCAAUUUUCAGAGUCUGUUGACUGUAAUCUUGCUGCUUAUAUGUACCUGUGCUUAUAUCCGAUCCUUGGCACCCAGCCUCCUGGACAGAAAUAAAACUGGGUUGUUGGGUAUAUUUUGGAAGUGUGCCAGAAUUGAUUUUCCUUUAGCUGGAAUGCAGUCCAUUAAAUGUCUACGGAGAGAAAAACCUUUCAGAAAAACACCAGAUGUUUAUUUGUGAACGGAAGAGUCCUUAUGUUGCGGUAUGCUGUAUUGUGAUGGCCUUCAGCAUCCUCUUCAUACAGUAGCUUGGAAAAAUGCCAGAAUUCAGUUGCAAUCAGAUUUAAAUAUGAAAAAAAAGGACUUAUCUGCAGAAAAUAAUGGAAAGAAUGGUUAACCCUUUUAUCUCUGAACAUUGAAUGAGAUAAAUUUUCAGCUGCUGUUCUCUAUUAUUUUUGUUAUUGGACCAAUGUUCUAUAUAAAUAAUUAGGAUGUAACCAUUUAAUACUCAGAGUUUAAAUAUGUCUGUAACAAUCAACCUCAGUACUGUCACUACAAUAUUACAUUCUGCAUAUGUCAUUCUAUUGUGUCAGAUACCAGUUUUUAGUGAGGUAUCUUUAAGGCACAUAGGAGAAAACAAAAUUGGUAAAUUACUUAAGUUCCUUUCACCGUGAUUUGGAAACGAUAAAUCUUUAUAGAAUGAGACUUUUUGGACUAGCUUUUUUAUUGAAGAAAAAAAAAGGUUCAAUUCGUGUUGAUAAGGACUGCAUUCAUAUUUAAUAAUGCUUGCUUUUCCUCUGGCCACAUCAUUUUGAGCAUUAACCAGAGUACCUCUACUGUUAGCAAACUGUAGUUUAUUACAGGUAUUUAAACUAUUUAAAACAAGCCUAUGCAGUUCUUAAGGAGGAAGAUAAAUGAGAAGUGACUUAAGAGUGCUAUUGAGAAAAAUGUUCCUAUUUAACAUAAAAGAAUUCAGAAUACCUGACUGGUGUUAUUGUCUCUGAAACCUCUGGUUAAGUAUGGAUAAAUGUCUUAAGCAUAAAUUUGACCAGCUAACUGUCGUUUUUGGAAUAAGACUACAUGCUUAGAGUAAAGAGCUAAACUGAAUGAUAAUCUUAUAUGCGUUUUUCAUUCUUUUUAGUGUUAGGUCUCUACAUUUUAAUUACCCCAAAAUGCAAACUGUGUUUUUGUUUUUUAAUACAGCACUUUAAAUCUA
Molecule: messenger RNA, 1345 nt
Organism: Balaenoptera acutorostrata (minke whale)
Lineage: Eukaryota; Metazoa; Chordata; Mammalia; Artiodactyla; Balaenopteridae
Gene: TMEM167A
Product: transmembrane protein 167A
Exons: 5
Coding region: 140-370 (76 amino acids)
Biological process (GO): protein secretion; intracellular transport
Source: RefSeq, a predicted model, not a curated record